GUCGCGUGAGAGUCGCGUGCGCGGUGUCAAGGCCACUGGACCAAACAACGAUUCGGGUAAUAAAAAAAGAAACAGCGAAAAUUGAAGACAUAUCAUCAAUCAACAAGUUCAUUAAAAACGUAGUGCAUAGAUCUGUGAGGAGCUGUGAGCAGGAUGUGCUCUGUGGCUGCAGUGGUGCGUGCGCUUGUGGAUGUAUCGGAGAAAGCUGCAAAUAUUGCGCGUCUCUGUCGGGAGAAUGGGGACAUCUUUGAGCUGCUGGUAGAGGAGAAGAGCAAAGAUGAGGCAAAUCCGCGCUUUGUGCGGGACUUCAAGACACUCGCUGACGUCCUCAUCCAGGAGAUGGUUCGGCACGACAUUGGGCAGGUGUUUCCCGAUAUGAAGGAUAACAUCCGCGGCGAGGAGAGCUCCACAUUCACCAAUACACUUGGGGAGACAAUUACGGUGGAGGUGUGUGACAGCCUCGAGGAGACAGCAAAUCUAUUAGAGAAGGUGUUGAAUGGGAAUAAAUUGGUGGCAGAUUUACUAGCAGCCGAAGUUCAUCGAGACAUCAAAACAGACGAGGGGCAAUGCAUUGAAGACCUUGGGGGUGAGAUUGUAGCAUGUGAUGUUGGUAUUUGGGUGGAUCCCAUCGAUGCCACAGCUGAGUAUGUGCAGGGAAAGGAACGACCAACUGUGGUACCCAAUAUUGUGGCAUCAGGACUGAGAUGCGUCACCAUCCUUCUCGGUGUGUAUGAGAUUGAGUCCGGACGACCGAUUGUGGGGGUGAUUAAUCAACCCUUUCACAUGGAAAAGGAAAGCGGUGGUGGGUAUUCGGGUAAAAUCUAUUGGGGUGUAGCUAUGGAUGGGCUGAAACGCUCCAAUAUCCCACCGCGGGAGGGUGAGGCAGCUGGGCGGAAGAAGGUGGCAAUUCUCUCGAGUGCUGAGAAUAAGAAAUACAUCUACUAUCUUAGGGACACUCUGGGGUACAGUAUUGUCUUCUCAGCGGGUGCCGGCCAUAAGAUACUCAAAUUGAUUCUCGGUGAUGCCGAUCUCUAUCUCGUGAGUACUGGCUCCACAUACAAAUGGGAUACUUGUGGUCCACAGGCAAUUCUUCGUGCCCUUGGUGGUGGAUUAAUAAAUUUACAGGAGACCAUCGAUACCAAAUCUGUCAUAGAAUUAUCAUACACCAAAAGCUCAGGGAAGUGCAAUAUUGGGGGUGUUUUGGGAUUCCGGACACACACCCAACUCAUGGAAUUCAGUAAAUUGCUGUAAACUUCCUCCUUUUAAACCACUGUGGUAUACGAAGUGUAUUACAUAAUUUCUCGUAGGCGCUUCAGCAAGCAGCAUACAAUGUGUAUGGGAUAUAAACUCUGUGAAAAUAUCUCUCUCCUUUUUUGAUGGGUAGACAACUAAAAAAAAAUUGUAAAUUUAGCAAAUCAAUCAUUUUUCUGAUGUGUUUUAGACGUCCAUGGAAAAGGGAUAAUAAUUCAUAGAGGAGAGCAAACUUGUACUGUAUAUCGUUGUACGUUGUGUUAUGUGAUCAAUGGAAAGCAAAUGCAAUUAUGUAAAAUAGACAAUAGAGUUUUAUGUGAGGCACAAAAA
Molecule: messenger RNA, 1581 nt
Organism: Lutzomyia longipalpis
Lineage: Eukaryota; Metazoa; Arthropoda; Insecta; Diptera; Psychodidae
Gene: Ipp
Product: inositol polyphosphate 1-phosphatase
Exons: 3
Coding region: 154-1251 (365 amino acids)
Biological process (GO): phosphatidylinositol phosphate biosynthetic process
Molecular function (GO): inositol-1,4-bisphosphate 1-phosphatase activity
Source: RefSeq, a predicted model, not a curated record